AUGACGAGCGAGAAGUGGGGUGCGCGGGAGUGUGACUCCACAGCGAUGGGCGUUCUUGGGCCCCCACCCCCCGCCCGGCUCCCUCAACACAAACUUUCCGUCCCGCUCGCUCCCUCCUCCGCGUCCAGCACCUCCCGCUCCGGCCCGGCUCAUUCCGUGCAUUCCGGCCAUCCCCCUGCCCACGACCCCCCUUCCCGGCCCCCCUCACUACUCCCUCGGGCCCGGCGGAGCGGCCCGGCGGAGCGCCCCCCGGAGCUCGGAGCAGGCUCAGGCCAUCCACGGGGCUCAGGCCCAGAGCCCAGAGCAACCAGCACAAUAGCGUCCAACAGCUGGACCGCCAACAGCAGCCCCGGGGAGGCCCGGGAAGAUGGGUCCGAAGGCCUGGACAAGGGGCUGGACAACGAUGCCGAGGGAGUGUGGAGCCCGGACAUCGAGCAGAGCUUUCAGGAGGCCCUGGCCAUUUACCCGCCUUGCGGCCGGCGCAAGAUCAUCCUGUCCGAUGAGGGCAAGAUGUACGGUCGAAACGAGCUGAUUGCCCGCUACAUCAAGCUGAGGACUGGAAAAACCAGGACGAGAAAACAGGUGUCCAGCCACAUACAGGUUCUAGCUCGGAAGAAGGUUCGGGAAUACCAGGUUGGCAUUAAGGCUAUGAACCUGGACCAGGUCUCCAAGGACAAAGCCCUCCAGAGCAUGGCGUCCAUGUCAUCUGCCCAAAUCGUCUCUGCCAGUGUCCUACAGAACAAGUUCAGCCCACCCUCACCCCUCCCUCAGGCUGUCUUCUCCACGUCCUCAAGGUUCUGGAGCAGCCCCCCUCUGCUAGGACAACAGCCUGGACCUUCUCAGGACAUCAAGCCCUUUGCCCAGCCCUCCUACCCCAGCCAGCCUCCCCUGCCGCCGACGCUCAACAGUUAUGAGUCCCUGGCCCCGCUGCCCCCAGCCGCUGCCUCUGCCGCCUCUGCGCCUGCGUGGCAGGACCGCACCAUCGCCUCCUCCCGGCUCCGCCUCCUGGAGUAUUCUGCCUUCAUGGAGGUGCAACGCGACCCUGACACGUACAGCAAACACCUGUUUGUACACAUCGGCCAGACAAACCCUGCCUUCUCAGACCCACCCCUGGAGGCGGUGGAUGUGCGCCAGAUCUACGACAAGUUCCCCGAGAAGAAGGGAGGGCUGAAGGAACUCUACGAGAAAGGGCCCCCGAACGCCUUCUUCCUUGUCAAGUUCUGGGCUGACCUCAACAGCACGAUCCAGGAAGGCCCCGGGGCCUUCUACGGGGUCAGCUCGCAGUACAGCUCCGCCGACAGCAUGACCAUCAGCGUCUCCACCAAGGUGUGCUCCUUCGGCAAGCAGGUGGUGGAGAAAGUGGAGACCGAGUAUGCGCGCCUGGAGAACGGGCGUUUCGUGUACCGCAUCCAUCGCUCCCCCAUGUGCGAGUACAUGAUCAACUUCAUCCACAAGCUGAAGCACCUGCCUGAGAAGUACAUGAUGAACAGCGUGCUGGAGAACUUCACCAUCCUGCAGGUGGUCACGAGUCGGGACUCGCAGGAGACCUUGCUGGUCAUUGCUUUUGUCUUUGAAGUCUCCACCAGCGAGCAUGGGGCCCAGCACCACGUCUACAAGCUUGUCAAAGACUAGCAUGCCCUGGACCUCCACAGGAUGCCGAUGGACAUCCUCCACACACCUGCCUGCCUGGUCUCCCCGGGUGUGGGUUGGGGGACUUACCCACCCGUGGGUUUCAGGCUGGGACCCAGGCUGCCUCCCUGGCCCCAGCACACACGCUCCCUGCCACUGUCCUGCGCUUUACCAGAGAGAAGAGGGCUCCAUGGUGGGGUGGCUUGCCUGGGUACCGAGCCAGAGAUGACCAGGCUCCACCUGGCCACAAGGGACAUCAUCGUACUGUGGAGGACACCUUGGGGCAUAGUGUAUGGUCGCUGGUCCCUAGGGGAGUGUGGUGGGCAGGUGAGGGUGGCAUAAGACUGGGGAGAGGCAGCCGACACGGAGGCCCUGGUACAAGGCGUCAUGUUGGGGUAUAGGUUGAGAAGGACAGACUUCUUCAUACCUUCUGGGUACCUGUUUACAGGCCCCUUACACAGGUCUUCUAUACCAGACAAAGUGCCAAGAUGGAGGCCCACAGAAGCAGACCCUAGGGUCGGCUAAUUCCCUAGCAGAGCUGGGUACAGAGGCCGGGUAGGGGCUGUGCUGUUGAAUGGUCCCGCUGGGCUGCAGACAGGGCUCUACUUCCUGCUCUUUGUAGCACAGCAGCCACUAGGCAUCCUUUCUGUAUCCUGAAGACAGGUGGCUGCCUGCCCUCUCCACAUCCAGGUCCUAAGGUCACCUGGGUAUUUAUGAGUUUCAAAUGAAGUACUGUGCCUUUCCUCACCCAGCCCGAGCUUCCUGAAGGUCACCAUUGCUUACUGCUCCGGCCACCUCCAGCCCCACCUAGGUUUUAUAACAAUGUAUUAUAUAUAUAUUUUUGUGUAUUUUUAAAAUCCAGCUGUGAUGGGCUAUAUAAUAAAUGGCUCAAGGCAGGGGCCGCUCAAGGCCCGGCUCCUGCCUUUGAAUAAAAUUACAAAGCUGUUUCUGGGUCAAGACAGUUGUGCCAUAUGCAACAUUGUACCCUGCCUAGAUAUGAUGCAGGGAUGCUAGGAAGGGCCACCGUCACUGACAGCUACUGUGGCCUGCUGAACUGGCAAACCCGGGGGUUUGCUGCUGCCAAGUGUACAGAUGAUGCUGGGCCACCUACAGGCCUUUAGAUAACCGACCCCUGCCACCCACAAAGGCUGGGAUGACUCUGGAGUACUCUCAAGGCACCUGUCCUCAGGGACACCUGCAUUCACUGGCCUGCUACUAAGCUCACAGGUUUGUGCCUCCCCUUCAGCCCUCAAGUCCCUCUGGCUUUGAGGGGCUGCCCAAGAAAGGUGCUACGUGGAUGCGGCAGUAGGCAGGAACUCAUAUCCAUGGCAGAAAUGGCCAAUUGCUUGAAGCCCUUACUGAGGUAUUCCUGCCUGUCACUGCCAGAGAGUUCCCCUAACAUCAAUGGCCAAAGCCACAACAACCCACAGUGAAAUUAGCUUGGGAACUUCACUUUCUACCCGUGAGGGUGAGUAUAGGAUGAGGUGCAGUGUGAAUUUGAGACACCAAAAUAUGGAGGAAAAAAAAA
Molecule: messenger RNA, 3157 nt
Organism: Apodemus sylvaticus (European woodmouse)
Lineage: Eukaryota; Metazoa; Chordata; Mammalia; Rodentia; Muridae
Gene: Tead3
Product: TEA domain transcription factor 3
Exons: 14
Coding region: 1-1632 (543 amino acids)
Biological process (GO): hippo signaling; positive regulation of transcription by RNA polymerase II; embryonic organ development
Cellular component (GO): transcription regulator complex
Molecular function (GO): DNA-binding transcription factor activity, RNA polymerase II-specific; RNA polymerase II cis-regulatory region sequence-specific DNA binding
Source: RefSeq, a predicted model, not a curated record